Messenger RNA from Fomitiporia mediterranea MF3/22, 923 nucleotides. RefSeq lists its product as uncharacterized. NCBI's taxonomy places the organism in Eukaryota, Fungi, Basidiomycota, Agaricomycetes, Hymenochaetales, Hymenochaetaceae. The coding region runs from base 1 to 873 and encodes 290 amino acids. The record is from RefSeq and is a predicted model, not a curated record. The transcript is spliced from 3 exons.
AUGGUGCAAUUGGUCUCCUUCUUUCCUCUUCAAACAGUGCCGAUUGGGUUCGGCUGGGAAGACCGAAAUAUGUCGGUUCUGUCGACCACCACCGCAUUCCGGACCGGCAUAGAUAAACGAGACACCUUUCUGGGAAAGAGGCGUUGCAUUGUCUGCGGUAGGAUUGAGACAGACAUUCUCGACCAUUGCUAUAUCAUUGGUGAAGAAGAGGACGAUUUUUGGACCAAACUCAAGGACCGCAAAUGGAUUCCGGAGAAGGUCAAAGAGCAUCCCGGACAUGAACCACGCAAUGGCUUGACCAUGUGUGUUCUGCAUCACCGCUUUUUUUAUAGAUAUCGUUUCUUUAUACGGUUCCUACCCGACUCUCGCAAGUUCGUGUUCGUCAAUCACUCUGGAAUCGACUCGCUUCAGCAGUUCCACGGCAAGGCCAUUGCGCUGGACAUUAGAGAUCGCUACGUGCCCUUCCCUUCCUUGUUUAUCAUUCACGAAGAGCGCGUCCGUGGAUUCAACCCCUUCAGCCCUGUAGCCCUAGAGUUGCCCAAUAACCCUGAAUGGCAAGACUGGAUCUUGUCGGACGGUGUGGUCAAUGAGUCGGGUACUUUCAAUCGUAAUCUUCCGCCAUCCAGCAGCACCAGCAAUAUCGCUUCACCGCAACCGCCGCAGUUCCAACGUUCCGCAGAGAGCGUAGGCAGCACACCGUCGGGCGUACGCAGACUAGUGCUCAACGACGACGUGAUUGCUGAGAUUCUCGCGGCAACGCACGCCUCUCCGUCGUGGAAGGCUUGUAUGAUGGAGGGCACAACCUGGGAGGGCACCGGGGACGAAAAUAUCAGGAAAUACAUGGACACUGUCGGCAUCGAGGGAGAUUCUUGAUUUUGAUUUCUCAGCUGAACGGCCGGAAGUCAAUUGUGCUAUAUCCGUAA